AUGAAGGUGUCAGGAAUGACCGUCGGAACUUUGGCCGCGUUGUCGGCCAUUGCCGCGGCCUCUGGUGGAAAUAAGGAAACCGGCGAUGGCAAGACUACUACCAUCACGACCACGACCGGGACCCACUCGUACGGAAGGUUCAACAAGACCAAAAAGUCUACGCAAUCUGACCAUACCAGCACCCACUCGUACGGAAGAUUUAACAAGACCAAAAAGUCUACGCAACCCGACCAUACCAGUACCCACUCUUACGGAAGGUUUAACAAGACCAAAAAGUCUAACGCAACCUGACCAUACCAGCACCCACUCGUACGGAAGAUUCAACAAGACCAAAAAGUCGACGCAAUCUGACCAUACCAGUACCCACUCUUACGGAAGGUUUAACAAGACCAAAAAGACUACGGCACCAGACUCCACCGGUACUCACAAGUAUGGUAAGUUCAACAAGACCAAGAACCCUACCUCUACUGUGUACGCCAAGGCUGCCUCUGCCAACGCUGCUCCAGCUGAAUUUGACGGUGCUCACAAAAUCUUGGGUAUCACCGUUGGUUCUGCUGCCCUUGUUGGUGCCCUCAUGUUGUUAUGA
Molecule: messenger RNA, 586 nt
Organism: Lachancea nothofagi CBS 11611
Lineage: Eukaryota; Fungi; Ascomycota; Saccharomycetes; Saccharomycetales; Saccharomycetaceae
Source: the annotation of a GenBank genome assembly